UGAUACCUUCAGGCUCUCACUCUGGUUUACUUUCAGGAGUGGGUGAACUAGAUGCCAGUUCAUAUAUUAGUGUCUGCGACAGGUGCAGUGUGCUGCGAGCAACUUGCAUUCUACACUCAUGGCUUGUACAAGAGCAACAUUAUUUCAGUCAUUUAUGCAAGUGGGAGAGAGCCAAGCCUCUAAAACGUCACAUAUCAACCCUAGUUGUUAUAUGAUCCUCAGCCAGAAAAGAGGUCCAAUCACCCGUGAAUUGUCCUUGGAGAUUUUCUCAAGUCCCAUAAUUUUUCCUACACAGAGUUAUAAAACAGGUAAACAUAGUUGGAGAAUUGCAUUAGCUUUAAACAGUGGCGGAUUUCCAAGUAAUAGUGAUGAAGAAGACAGGGUUAAUAAUGGCGACUCUGGAGGAGGGCUUGGGCAAACACGUCUGGGAAGAAUAGUAGUUGCAGGUGGAAGACAGUUACUAGAAAAAAUAAAUGCAGCAAGGAAGAACUUCCCUGUGAAAAUAUUCCUCUUACUACUAGGUUUCUACACAGCUAAUGCUCUGGCUACUGUUCUUGGCCAAACCGGCGAUUGGGAUGUACUAGUUGCCGGUGUCGUGGUUGCUGCGAUAGAGGGGAUCGGAAUGCUCAUGUACAAAAGAAAACCUUCUUCUUCUUCCUCGGCUGCAGCAUCUUCUGGGAGGUUCCAGUCUCUUAUGGUGAUGAUCAAUUAUUGGAAAGCAGGUGUGUGUUUAGGCCUAUAUGUAGAUGCUUUCAAACUUGGUAGUUAAAUUGAACAAAGUUUUGCAUGUGAAUGAUUUCAUUGUGCAAAGUAGAAACUAUUUUCAGCUGGAUUCACUUUUUUUUUAAUUGUUCAUUCUUUUUUUUGUUCAUAUGAGUCGUCUUGGAGCUUGUUUGAUGUGCGGUUUAAUAUUUUAGUGGAUAAUUAUCGAUUUGAUUAAAGUCUUGAAGAUGUGAUCAAAGGGUUAUUUAGAUU
Molecule: messenger RNA, 975 nt
Organism: Impatiens glandulifera
Lineage: Eukaryota; Viridiplantae; Streptophyta; Magnoliopsida; Ericales; Balsaminaceae
Product: ycf20-like protein
Exons: 3
Coding region: 119-769 (216 amino acids)
Source: RefSeq, a predicted model, not a curated record